AUUAAUAAUUUAUGUGACACAUUAUUAUUAUAAAUAUUUUACUCGUAUCAAUCCUUUACCUGGUCCUUUUCCAUUCCCAUACUUUGGAAAUUUACCUCAAUUAUAUAUUUGGCAUAAUGGAAAUCUUAAAAAUUUUUUCGAAUCUAAUCAUAAAAAAUAUGGUGAUUUAUUUGAAUUACAUUUUGAUACACGAAUUAUAGCUUUAAAUAGAUUAGAAUAUAUUGAAAAACUUUUAUUGGCUUCAUCAAAAAAUCCAUAUAUUAGAAAAAUUUCUGAUAAUGAUAGUAAAGGAUAUCAUGAAUUAGGGAUAAUGGGAAAGGGAAUAUUAUUAAAUCAAGAUUUUAAAUCAUGGAGAUAUAAUCGUCAUUUUUUUACACAAGCUAUUUUAUCACCAAAAUUUGUCAAUGAAGCUCCUCUUUUGAUAAAUAAACUUUUUAAUGAAUUGGAGAGUUAUUGGGAUAAAUUAUAUAUUAAAGAAGGAGUUAUUAAUGAGAAUAGAAAUAAAAUGGAUGUUUCUACAUGGUUUAAUCAAUUUACAAAUGAUAUGAUUAUCGCAUUAUUAACUGGUGAAAGAUCUUAUACUAUGGCUGGGUAUUUUAAUGAACUUAGUGAGAAUGAAAAAGCUGAACGUCCAUCUGCAUUAAUUGAUAAGACUGUAAAAUUUGUUCAUGCAAUUCGUAAACAUUUUUUGGGUUUAUUAAUGUUUCAAUUCGUAUCUCCUUUUCUAAGACAUUAUUUUCCAUAUUUUAAGAAUAAAUCUGAUGAUUUUAUUCAAAACAUCAAAUUUAUAAAUCAAAGAAUGGAUUCAAUUAUCAAAAGACGUAGAGAAGAAAUUGAAAAUACUCCAUUAGAUAAACCUUUACAAAACGACCUUUUGACAUCGAUAAUCACUGCAAACACACCUCGUGAUAUUAAUUAUAAUAAAAUUGAUGAUAAAGAAGUUAUGAGACCUAUGACUGAUCUUGAAAUUCGUGGUAUUAUAUUUGAUGGAAUAAUUGCUGGAACUGAUACUACUGCGAAUACUAUUUCAUUCAUUAUCUAUCAUUUGGCACAUUAUCCAGAUGUUAAAAAGAAAAUGUUGGACGAAAUUGAUGGAAUCUUUCAAGGUGAUAAAACGCGUCCAAUUACCGAAAAUGAUGUUCAUAAUUUAAAAUAUUGCGAAGCGGUUAUAAAAGAAGUAUCUCGUAUUUUCUCUGUCGUAAAUUCAUUUCCAAGAUGUCUUGGAAAACCUGACGAAAUAGGAGGUUAUCAAUGGCCAGCCGAAACAAUGAUUAGAAUUAAUAUUGAUGCUAUUCAUCAUAACGAAGAAUAUUGGGAUGAACCUGAUAAAUUUAAUCCUGAUAGAUGGAUGGUUGAAAGUUUUGAACCAAAGAAAAAUUCAUUUAUUAUGUUUGGAGGAGGAUUAAGAGUCUGUCCAGGAAGAAAGUUGGCAAUGAUUGAAUUAGUUUGUUUAAUGGCUUUAUUAUUUAGAAAGUAUGAUAUAGAUUUAAUAGAUAAGAAAGCUCCUUUAAAAACUGAAUCAAGUAUUAUAACUACCUGUACCGAAUUAUUAGUUGAAAUUAAAUUAAGAAAAUAAAUAAAUAACAUAUUCGUAGAUAUUUAAAGGAUACGCAGUAUUUA
Molecule: messenger RNA, 1620 nt
Organism: Rhizophagus irregularis DAOM 181602=DAOM 197198
Lineage: Eukaryota; Fungi; Glomeromycota; Glomeromycetes; Glomerales; Glomeraceae
Source: RefSeq, a predicted model, not a curated record